AUGGCCACGUUGGAGAGAAAACAGAUGGCUUCGACAACGUACAUACAUAGCGGUUUUGGUUAUGGAGAACGGUAUGAAGAUGGCAACCGCAUCCUUGAGUUUGCUGAAACCAAAAUCACCCCAUGUCAUCAUCCACCUACUAUCUACAUUUUGAAUGUCACUUGCAUUGUCAAGCCACAUGCUAUUGAGCAUCUCCACCCUGACAUCAUCAUCAUCAUCACCGAGUCAUGGCUUAGGCCAGAUCACCCUGAUGGUUUGAUCGCAAUAGAUGGCUACACACCUUUUAGAAAAGACCGCCCUGGCAGUCGGCGUUGA
Molecule: messenger RNA, 315 nt
Organism: Helobdella robusta
Lineage: Eukaryota; Metazoa; Annelida; Clitellata; Rhynchobdellida; Glossiphoniidae
Exons: 2
Coding region: 1-315 (104 amino acids)
Source: RefSeq, a predicted model, not a curated record